Molecule: messenger RNA, 1107 nt
Organism: Paramecium tetraurelia
Lineage: Eukaryota; Ciliophora; Oligohymenophorea; Peniculida; Parameciidae
Exons: 7
Source: RefSeq, a predicted model, not a curated record
AUGGCUAAAAGAUCGAUGGUUGGGAAAGCCUUAAAAAAAGGUUACCAAUAUUUCUUAACCUAAAUGGCUGCAAGAAAAAAUAGAAUUAGCCAUUUGAAAUUAUGUAAAUCAUAAACAAUAUAUCUUCAAAAUAGAGGUUAGUAGUACUAUGACAAAUAAGGGAAAAAGAAUGGUAAAUGGGUGCAAGCAAGUGAUCAUUUUAAAGAAUCUGCUCAAAUUAGUUAUUGUGGAGAAUAUAGAGGAGAGAAGAAAUGUGGGAUUUGGGAUUUUAAUUAUUAGAUAUAUAGCAAUCGGCCAUCUAAGUUAAUAGGAUGUGGAGUGUAUGAUGGGCAAGGUUGUAAAAACGGCAAAUGGGUGGAGCCAUGCGAAUAGUUUUCUGAAGAUUGCUGGAUUAUCUCUGAAGGAUAAUACAGGAAUGGAAUAAAAGUUGGAAAAUGGGAAAUAUCUUGUCAGAAGGUAGAGUAAACAGACACAGAACCGGAAAAAAUGUAAAAAAUCAGUAUAAUAGAAUAACUUAGUGGCUAUGGAUUUUAUGAUGAUUAGGGCCUUAAAGUAGGUGUUUGGUUAGAAUUGGAUGAUAGUUUUUGCAGGUUUUGUUUGUUUUUAUCUAUGAGAACUUUUAGAGAAGUUAUUUAUCAGGGAGAAUAUAGGAAAAAUCAUAAGAUUGGGAAAUGGGAAAUAAAAUACAAACGAGAAGCUUUUAGUUAAAUUCUAAUAAGUGCUGGAGGAUCUUAUGAUGAGCGAGGCUAGAAGAUUGGUCUUUGGAAAGAGUUGACUGAAAGAUUUUGGAAUUAGAAUGAGCUGAUUUUAUAAGGCCAAUAUGACAGAGGGAGAAAAAUUGGUCAAUGGGAAAUCCUGUUUAGAUUCUCUUAAAGAUAUUCAUUUGAUAAUAUGUAAUAUGUAAUCUAAAAUUUCAGCGGAGGUGGAUCAUACAAUUAAGCAAAUUUGAAAAAUGGCUUCUGGAUAGAACAAGAUGAUGACUUUUCACAGAUUAACACAAUACUUCAUUAAGGCUAAUAUUAAGAUGGCGUAAAAGUAGGAUAAUGGCAUUAAGAAAAAUUAAAAGACAGCAGUUUAAAUAUUGCCCCUUAUCAUGUAAAUAGAUGA